AUGACUGUUACAAGAUGUGGAGAGGCCAAAAUAGAUUGGCCAACAGCUUCCUAUGUGAAGAGAUGCUUGUCUCACAGGCAAAAGGCUAAAAAAUAUGAAGUAGCUGAAGCUGCAACUGGAAAUGAAUCUGACACUGGCUGUAAGAUUGGAGUUGUUUUAGCAAAACCAGUCCCCCAGAAACAGUGUGAACCACCUCUAGAAAAAGAGAAAGCCAAAACACCUGAGAAAGAUUUGAAACAAAAAUCGAAAUUUAAAGGAUCAUCAGACAGAAACAAAGAAACUUUUGAUAAAAGAGACCAGGAACAGUGUACUAAAUGCAUUUUUAUGGAGUUGAAAUUUUCUUUGGAGGUAGCAAUACUAACAGUAAAACUUCAGCGUUCCCGUGAAAAUCACCUGGAAAUAUCUACAAGACAUGUACUUGUACCUACAAAUCAAAAUAUAAAAGACAGUAUUUCACUGGGACAACAUGAAGGUCACCUGAGGAGAAAUUCCAAUGGGAAGCCUAUCCAACCUGUUCUUCAAAUGAAAGAUUCUUUCAUAAGCCAAAAAGUAGGAAAAGGAGUUAAGGAAAAACUAGAAUUUGAUGCUUUGAAAUGGGAUUCUACAAGUACUUCUCUGAUAAAGGAGAGUCACAAAAGUUCCAACGACAUGAAGUUGCAAAGUGAUUUUCUUGGCAAAUCACUGACAGUGAAUCAACGUCAAUUAGCAUCCACAAAAUUUGAGAGGAUUCCAUCCAAAGAAGGUGAAGCUGUAGCUGGAAUUGGGCCUGUCACUGAUUAUAAAGUUGGAAUUCAAUUAGAAAAACCAGUCCCCAAGAAGGAGUGUUCCAAGGAAAUAAAGUUGCAAAGUAAUUAUCCUGGCAACUCAUUGCCACCGAAUCAAAAUCAAGUACCAUCCACAAUAUUUGAAAAGAUUCCAUCCAUAAUAGGUGAAGCUGUAGUUGGAAUUGGGCCUGCCAUUGACUAUAAAGUUGGAGUUCAGUUAGAAAAACCAGUCCCCCAAAAGCAAUGUGAACCACCUCUACAGAAAGAGAAACAGAAAGAAGUAAAGAAAGGUAGGAUGAAUAUUAUGAAUUUUCUCUAAGUAUGUUAUUUGCAGGAAUAGUUACAUUCCAAACUUUAAUAGGAAGGGUAAACAAAAUAAAUGGUAAAAUCAUGUGAUGAUGAAAUUCAC
This is a messenger RNA of Sarcophilus harrisii (Tasmanian devil), 1173 nucleotides long. RefSeq lists its product as uncharacterized. Bases 1 to 1083 code for a protein of 360 amino acids. The transcript is spliced from 8 exons. NCBI's taxonomy places the organism in Eukaryota, Metazoa, Chordata, Mammalia, Dasyuromorphia, Dasyuridae. The record is from RefSeq and is a predicted model, not a curated record.